This is a messenger RNA of Heteronotia binoei (common prickly gecko), 735 nucleotides long. RefSeq names its product serotriflin-like. The transcript is spliced from 7 exons. NCBI's taxonomy places the organism in Eukaryota, Metazoa, Chordata, Lepidosauria, Squamata, Gekkonidae. Bases 1 to 735 code for a protein of 244 amino acids. The record is from RefSeq and is a predicted model, not a curated record.
AUGUUUGCGUUUGUUGACAAAGAGGAUGAAGAUGAGGAUGAGAACGAGGAUGAGAACGAGGAUGAGAACGAGGAUGAGGAUCCCCAAGGAGCCAAUGUCUCUCCAGAGGAACAGAAGGCAAUUAUUGAUAAGCUCAAUCAAAUCAGGAGAGAUGUGAAACCAACCGCUGCAAACAUGCUGAAAAUGGUAUGGAACGAUACAAUUGCCGAGAGUGCUAAGAAGUGGGCCGCUGUAUGUAACCUAACCAUCAGUCCAGCACAUAAUCGAUCUUUCGGUAAAAUGAUGUGUAGUGAGAAUAUUUACUAUACAAAUUACCCCAACACCUGGAUGAAAGCUAUCGAUGCAUGGGAACAAAGAAAAGAUUAUUUCAAAUACGGUAUUGGGUCAACAGAUAUAUCAAGAAGCAUUUCUGCCUACACUCAGCUUAUUUGGUAUAAUUCAUACCAGGUUGGCUGUGGAGUAGCUUACUGCCCACGUGAACAGUUUCUGUUCUACUACGUCUGUCAAUUCUGCCCUGCAGCCAAUCGAGAAGACCUGUUACAGACACCUUACAAAAAAGGCCGCCCAUGCAAAGACUGCCCUGACGCCUGCGAGAAGAAACUCUGCACCAACCCCUGCAAGUAUCGGGAUACUACCUUCAACUGCAAAAACCUGAUGAAAAUGCACUCGUGUAAACUGAAAUUAAUGAAGAAAAACUGUAAAGCUACCUGUAGGUGCAAGACACAAAUUAUAUAG